AAGAAGAAUAUUGGCAGAUGUAGAAGAAGAAUGAAACAAGCAUGGCAGGAAGCAUAAGUAAUACUGCGUCUCCGAUAGCUAGUUCUCUAUCUAAACUACAGUCUGUAAAUGGAUUGUUUGCGAUAUAUAAGAAACAAGGGCCGACAUCUGCAGACGUGUUGAAUACACUCAAAGAAGUUUUACUCAAGGAAGCUGGUGUACAAAACCCAAACCCGCGGAAGAGGAGGAAGCAGAGCCUGAAGAUGGGCCAUGGAGGGACGCUGGACAGUGCUGCCAGCGGGGUGUUAGUUGUUGGUGUUGGGAAUGGCACAAAGAUGCUCAGCACAAUGUUGGCUGGUUCUAAGAAAUAUGUUGCUGUAGGGGAACUGGGGAAAGCAACAGAUAGCCUUGAUGCCACUGGCAGUGUGAUUCUGGAGAAAGACUUUGAACACAUAACCAGGUUGGACAUUGAGGAGAAACUGAAAGCUUUCACUGGUGACAUAAUGCAAGUUCCUCCACUCUACUCUGCGCUGAAAAAGGACGGCCAGCGCCUGUCUGUCCUGCUGAAGAAAGGUCACAAGGUUGAGGCCAAACCAGCCAGACCAGUCACUGUGUACAAACUGACCCUGCAAGAGUUCAAGCCUCCUCUCUUCACUCUUGAUAUUGAGUGCGGUGGUGGAUUUUAUGUCCGAAGCUUGGUGGAUGACCUGGGAAAAGCGCUGUCGUCGUGUGCCCAUGUGAAGGAACUGAUCCGGACCAAGCAGGGUCAGUUCACCCUGGAGGAGCACGCCCUACCCGAGGCCCAGUGGACCCUGGAACACAUCCUGCGCUCUCUGCAGCCCUGCUCCGACUCGGAGCCUCCGGACGCCGACACCUGAGGAACACCCGACACCUGAGGAACACCCGACACUUGAACGGGACCCAAAGUGAAAAGCUGGCCUUUCUGUCUGUCAUGGUUAGUCAUGACUCACCUGCUUGGCUUUUCCAACAAAGAAAACAUCCACUCUAGGCUUGCCAAUUUCUCCCGGAGGUUUUUAGGGCGUGUUGUUGAAUGAAGUGUGACGAAAUGAGACUCAUGUCCAAACAGAUUUCCAGUGUAAACAAACAUUGGAGAAAAAACAUUUCACAUUGCAGGACUUAUUAUGAUUCAUGCUGAAAGGAAAUAAACUUUUAAAAUAGUU
Messenger RNA from Perca fluviatilis (European perch), 1160 nucleotides. RefSeq names its product TruB pseudouridine (psi) synthase family member 1 (gene trub1). The record is from RefSeq and is a predicted model, not a curated record. The transcript is spliced from 8 exons. Gene Ontology annotation, biological process: tRNA modification; mRNA pseudouridine synthesis. Gene Ontology annotation, cellular component: mitochondrion. Bases 42 to 857 code for a protein of 271 amino acids. Gene Ontology annotation, molecular function: pseudouridine synthase activity; RNA binding. NCBI's taxonomy places the organism in Eukaryota, Metazoa, Chordata, Actinopteri, Perciformes, Percidae.